GGGACUGGGACUAGGGAGGUGUGAUCCGCUAACAUAAACGAUCUGGAUGCAACUUAAACUUAAUUAUUAAUUUACUUUUAAAUUAUUUAUUACAAUGGAUCUGCGCUCCUGUUUGGUCUCUAUUGGAUUUGUAGGAUUAUGUUUCUUUGGUAUACCUAUUCAUAUCGACGAUACAAAUUUGGCUGAUCACAAGUUGCUCUUUCAGUCUUACGUGAAAAAAUACGACAAACAUUACAGUCAAAACUCUGUGGAAUACGAAUUGCGGUUUCAAAGAUUUCAGGAAUCUUUAAAAAUAAUAGAGAAAUUGAAUAGUCAGCGGAGUGGAGAAAAUAGUGCUUACUAUGGUUUAACACACUUUUCUGACCUGUCACCGGAUGAGUUUACUAAACACAAACUGCAGUCCACACUUCCCAAACGACUGUUGAAACACCAAAGCCACAAAGUUAGUGCAACCUAUCAUCAGUACCACCACCACAAACACAGUCAUUCCCACAACAUAGCAAAACGUGCUGUAGAUCUACCAGACAAAGUUGAUUGGAGAGGCAAAGGAGCUGUGACUGGAGUCAACAACCAGAAGACCUGUGGGGCCUGUUGGGCCUUCAGCUCAGUGCAGACCAUAGAGUCCAUGAACUUCCUUAAGACUGGAGUGUUGGAGAAACUCAGUGUACAAGAGGUGAUAGACUGUGCUCGUAAUGGCAACCUGGGCUGUGAUGGUGGAGACACCUGCAGUCUGCUUACAUGGCUCUCUGACAACAAGAUCAAGGUGGAGCCAGAGAAGUCCUACCCUCUAGUGCUGCAGACUCAAGUGUGCAGACUCAAGACUUUCUCUUCAGGAGUGCAGAUUGCAAAAAACUACACGUGCGAUUAUCUGGUUGGAGACGAGGACACACUGUUGGCCCUGCUGGCCUUCCAUGGCCCUGUGGCAGUAGCUGUCAAUGCUCUCAGCUGGCAGUACUACCUGGGUGGUGUCAUACAGUUCCAUUGUGACGGCAGCCCUCAGAACCUCAACCACGCAGUGCAGAUAGUUGGCUACGACCUGACGGCUGAAAUUCCACACUACAUUGUUCGCAAUUCCUGGGGAACUGCCUUUGGCGACAAGGGAUACCUGUACCUGGCAUUUGGCAAGAACAUGUGUGGUCUUGCAACAGAAGUGACGUCAUUGGAUGUUUUAUAAAAAGAGACAAGUCAUUCCACGCAAUCUGAAGAUAGGUUUUAAGUUUUAUGAAAUUAUUUUCACCCAUUACAAUUAAUCAACCAUUAUGUAUAACUUCCAUUAACACGUUCGCGGCGGCACGUCAAAUGGCGGGCGUAUCCCCAGUACGGCGCAGCCCUCAGCGCCGAACAAACCCGAUUGCCGCGUGUGAUUGGCUUUCCAAUUUCGGUCUGACGAAUAGCAAAUAACGUGCGAGGAUGUCCUGCUUUACAACGAGAGUCGACGUCGUUCGCUGAACAACCACAGAUAGCAGCACUGCUUGGAACGUAGCCGGUCCCAUUGGAAUUGUAUUGCCAAAUGGAGGGAAAAAGACGGGACAAAAAGUAGAUUUUAAAAUUGCCAAACGAGGAUUUUACGGGGAAAUUUACUACCAACCUACACCACAACAAAAUACAGUAUACUAUUGAGCAGUACUGUGCGAGGUUUCAAGUUUCUAGCUCUAAUCCUGGCUUAAAAAUAAAAUCAUUUCGUACCGCAUUGCAGCUUGGGAGCGAUCGCACCCACCAGGAUGGCAUUAGGGUUCCGUAUGGGAGCGAUUGCUCCCAUGCCGCCGCAAACGUGUUAAUAGGGUAAGGUAGGAUGGAAGUAUACCCUGAGAAUAUUCUCACCCAAUCUGCGAUCAAAGAUUAAAAACAUUUUAUGUAACAUACAAAGUAACAAUCCACUCACACACACACAUACCGUGUUUAUAUUCAUAUUUUGCUUGUUUUAAAACACAAGACAAGUCAAUACAUUUUUACCCUUAAAUAAAACCUGGCCUACAGUCCGUUGUAAAUGAACAUAAUCUAGGAUUACUUUCAAUUGGGUCAGACCUAUCAAUAAACGUUAUACAUGUAAUCAUGAUCAAUUUUUAGAUCAAAUCGUGUUGGAUCUUCUAUAUUUUUAUUUUUGUUUGAUUUAAGUACCAUAUUUAGUCAACUUAUUUUUGUUACAUUGUUAUCUAUAUUAAUAUAUAGCAAUAUUAUAAAACAAUAUUAAAUACUUAAUAAUAUUGUUAUUGUUACUCAUCUUAACACAUUCACUGAAAAUGGAUGAUCUUCUGUAGUACACUUGUCAGCUAGUUAGAAUACUACAGUAGACCUCCUCUUAACCGACCUUGUAUUAACUGAUAAUCAGAUUAUCCGCCUUCAAUCAUAAAAUAUUACAGUUUGUUUUAACCGACCUUGCUUGGAGAGCAGUUCGGUUUAACCGCCGCAUUCUAGGAAUCUCGGCAUUUCCGCUCCCACGCUGGGCGAUGAGAACCGAACCAUACGCUUAUAUCCACAGGAUGUGACUAAGAAUUGUAUUUAUUAAAAAUACCCCCGCCGCAGCAAACCUGCAGACUAAGCGAAUUUCCAUUUGACUGAUUGGAUUUACACUGAAAUGUCUACUUAAAAAUAUAACAUUUAUUCUCUAUUUAAAUAGAAUUAGUUGAACUAGUACUUAGGUUUGCUGCAUCAGGGAGGGUAAAACUGGUUUUUUUUUUUAAACGUUAAUAGUUAGUAAGAAAUAAAAACAUUUUCCAAAUUUGAUCAAAAUAUGUUCAUAAACAAGCAAACUACAACAAUUUACUUAUUCUCCAUAAGAAUAACAUGGGAAUUUUAAAUUUACAAUUUUUUGGAAUUUUCUCCGUAACCAUUAGGCGCAUAAUAACGCUUCAAUAUACUAAAUUAUUUGUUUUUUUAAGCUCUACAAAAUGGUUUGGAAAGAAAUUGCUAAAUUUUAUGUUUUUUGGGUCAAAAAUGGGAAAAACCUAUUUUUACCCCAUAAAACCCCCCGUAAACCCCCGUUCCCAUGGGCCGAUCAUGCUGGAUCGCGAACUCGUUCGAAUAAACGUAGGUUUACACGUUUGUACCAAAUUUCAUCAAAAUCGGAUCAUUUUUGCUCGAGUUAUCGUGCUAACGGACACAUAUAUAUAUAUAUAUAAAUAUAUAAAUAUAUAAAUAUAUAUAUAUAUAUAUAUAUGAAUUUGAACGGAUGGUGUUUUUGGCCUCUAGGGACCUCAAAAUGAAAAAAAAAAUCUGUCCCGCGUCCAGGUCUUACCAUGAGUACUACGGUAAUAGCUUAUUCCCUAUAUGGGAAAUUCGCUAAAAAUAUAGAAUGUUGUCAGUUUGUCAUCUUAGUCCAGUCAAUGAAUGAUCCAAAAGUAGGUGUAGAGUGCGUGAGCAGGUAACUAAGC
Messenger RNA from Macrosteles quadrilineatus (aster leafhopper), 3371 nucleotides. Its product is annotated as cathepsin O-like. The coding region runs from base 95 to 1174 and encodes 359 amino acids. The record is from RefSeq and is a predicted model, not a curated record. The transcript is spliced from 7 exons. Gene Ontology annotation, molecular function: cysteine-type endopeptidase activity. NCBI's taxonomy places the organism in Eukaryota, Metazoa, Arthropoda, Insecta, Hemiptera, Cicadellidae. Gene Ontology annotation, cellular component: lysosome.